CUCUGGGCAGCACAUGGCGAGGCAUUCGUGUUUUGGAGCUAAAAUCACGACAUCGAUCCCCUGUCGCUCGAGUCUCGGAUUUUUGAUAUUGGCUAUAUACUCUCUCAUCUCCCUCUGCCUCGUUCAGAAUCUCGUCAUUGCACCCUGCUACAUUAUCUGAGGCCUUGUUAUCCGGGCUGAUAACGAUCCAAAGGCACUCUACGCGCAUUUCCGACGCAGAAGAUGUCCGCAACAGCGGGCCGUUUUCUGGCCAAAGCACUCGGGAUUGAUCUGCCAUCCAACGACCCCUCCGAGUCUCGCGAUGGAGCUGGUCUGCCAGACCAUACGGGCUCCUAUGUGGAGGUCGAGCCGACCGCGGGGGAAUGGCUGCGAGGGCUCGUUCCCUCCCGCCGCCAGGUGGGCCACUACUUCUACAGCAUGUUCCCUUUUCUCCACUGGAUCUGGAGCUACAACCUGCAAUGGUUCAUCGGAGAUCUCAUCGCCGGGGUCACGGUGGGCGCCGUGGUGAUCCCGCAGGGCAUGGCCUAUGCCAUUCUGGCCAAGUUGCCCGCGGAAUACGGCUUGUAUUCGUCCUUCAUGGGGGUCUUGAUCUACUGGUUCUUCGCCACGUCUAAAGAUAUCACCAUCGGGCCGGUGGCCGUCAUGUCCACCCUGGUAGGCACCAUCAUCAUCGACGUUCAAGCCAAAUACCCCGACGUCGAAGGGACGACCAUCGCGCAAGCCCUCGCCAUCAUCUGCGGGGCCAUCACCACCUUCAUCGGCCUGUUUCGCCUGGGCUUCAUCGUCGAUUUCAUUCCGCUGCCGGCCAUCACGGCGUUCAUGACCGGGUCCGCAAUCAAUGUCUGUGCGGGCCAGGUCAAGACGAUGCUGGGGGAAACCGCCAGCUUCUCCACGCGGGGGGCCACCUACCGAGUCAUCAUCAACACCCUCAAAUACCUGCCCUCGUCGCAGAUGGACGCUGCCAUGGGCGUGACGGCGCUGGCCAUGCUGUAUGGCAUCCGCGCGGCCUGCAAUUAUGGCACGCGGACGAAGCCCCAGCGGGCCAAGCUGUUCUUUUUCAUCUCCACCCUGCGGACGGUCUUUGUGAUCCUGUUCUACACCAUGAUCAGCGCGGCCGUCAAUCUCCAUCGACGCGACCAUCCGGCCUUCAAGCUGCUGGGCAAGGUCCCCUACGGCUUCCAGCACGCCGGUGUGCCCAAGAUUAAUGCGGAUAUCAUCAAGACCUUUGCCUCCGAACUCCCUGCCGCGGUGAUCGUGCUGGUCAUUGAGCAUAUUGCCAUUUCGAAAUCGUUCGGGCGCGUCAACAACUACACCAUCAAUCCGUCGCAGGAGUUCAUCGCCAUUGGCAUUGCCAACCUGCUGGGCCCCUUCCUGGGCGGCUAUCCGGCCACGGGGUCGUUCUCGCGCACGGCCAUCAAGGCCAAGUCGGGCGUCCGGACGCCGCUGGCGGGGGUCAUCACGGCCAUCAUCGUCCUGCUCGCCAUCUAUGCCCUGCCGGCCUUGUUCUUCUACAUCCCCAGCUCCUCUCUGUCGGCGGUCAUCAUCCACGCGGUGGGCGACCUGAUCGCCCCGCCCCGCACGCUGUACCAAUUCUGGCUCGUGUCGCCCCUGGAUGCCCUGAUCUGCUUCAUCGGCAUCAUCGUCAUCAUCUUCUCCACCAUCGAGAUCGGAAUCUACUGCACCAUCUGCUUGUCGGUGGCCGUGCUGCUGUUCCGCAUUGCCAAAGCCCGGGGCCAGUUCCUCGGGCCGGUGCCGGUCCAUUCGGUCAUUGGCGACCACCUGUUGGAGGACACGGGCUCCAAGGAAUUCAAUCCCGGCUCGCAACUCGCCAGCUCGGACUUCAAGCAUGCGUCGCGCCGCACCAUCUUCCUGCCCCUGGCGCAUACCGAUGGCUCCAACCCGACCGUCCCCGUCCGCCAGCCCGCGCCGGGCAUCUUCAUCUACCGGGUGUCGGAAGGGUUCAACUACCCCAACGCCAACCACUACACGGACUACCUCGUGCAACACAUCUUUGAAUCCACCCGUCGCACGAACCCCUCGUUAUUCUCCCGGCCCGGGGAUCGGCCGUGGAACGACCCUGCGCCGCGCAAGCCGCAGCCGGAGGCCGAGGACCCCUCGGCGCAACGGCCGCUGCUGCGGGCCAUCAUCCUGGAUUUCUCCGCGGUGAACAAUGUCGACGUGACCUCGGUGCAGAAUCUGAUCGAUGUCCGGAACCAACUGGACCGGUACGCCGCCCCGGACCGCGUGGCGUGGCACUUUGCGCACAUCAACAGCCGGUGGACCAAGCGCGCGCUGGCCGCGGCGGGCUUUGGUCGGCCGUCGGAGCAGUCGCAGGUGCCCCCGAUCUUCAGCGUGGCCGAUGUGAGCGAAUCCCCGCCGGUGACCAAGCCGGGGAGCGACGUGGAGUCCCAAGCGGAGAGCAUCGUGGACGGACGGGAGCCGAUCUCGCAGCCGGCGGGAGGCCGCGAGGACAAGACGUCGGGCGUGCUGAGUAUCCACGAGGUGGAUGCGGCGAGACGAACCCACGCCACAGCUAUUCCACCGCGUGGGGAGGACCAGCGGGCGGUGGUGACGGGCGUGAACUGGCCGUUGUUCCACAUUGACUUGACGAGUGCCCUGGAGUGUGCGGUGGCGGGCAUCUCCGACCGCCCGUCCAAGGCGCAUGCCAGCUGAAGGGGAGGUUGAGAAUCAGUUAUCCUAGAUUUAGUGCUUAAUAGACGUAAUUGCAUCUUACCC
Aspergillus ibericus CBS 121593 is the source of this 2736-nucleotide messenger RNA. RefSeq names its product SLC26/SulP family anion transporter. The coding region runs from base 223 to 2673 and encodes 816 amino acids. Gene Ontology annotation, biological process: transmembrane transport. Gene Ontology annotation, molecular function: secondary active sulfate transmembrane transporter activity. The record is from RefSeq and is a predicted model, not a curated record. NCBI's taxonomy places the organism in Eukaryota, Fungi, Ascomycota, Eurotiomycetes, Eurotiales, Aspergillaceae. Gene Ontology annotation, cellular component: membrane. The transcript has 3 exons.